GGAGGAUGAGGGCGGAUGGAGAAGGCGUGACGUCGCUGCCCGCAGAGAGGCCCACUCCUCGGCCGGCCGGGCGGCAGACGAGCUGCAGAAGUGGAGGAAUAUCCACCGGACCACGCGAGCUAUAGCCCGCACGGCAGAUGUGAAAGAAGAGGAAGAGGAGUUGGUGGUGGUGGUGGAGGUGGGGGACGCGCCAGCCACCUCCACCAGGCUCCACACACGGUGGUACGAGUAGGGGAGUGGGUCGGGGAGGACAUGGAGCAGCCAUGGGUGCCCACACACGUUCAGGUGACGGUGCUCCGAGGCAGGGGUCUGCGGGGCAAGGGCAAGCACGGCACCAGCGACGUGUACGCGGUUAUCCAGCUGGCCAAGGAGAAGUACUUGACGUGCGUAGCCGAAAAGACCACCGAGCCCGAGUGGCGCGAGGAGUGCUGCUUCGAGCUGCAACCCGGCGUCCUGGACAUGGACAUUGGCCCGGAGCUCGUCCUCACCGUCAUGCACCGCGCGGUAAUCGGGCUGGACGUGUUCCUGGGUCAGGCCAUCAUCCAGCUGCGGAAGAUCUUCCACGAGAGCCGCGGUGUGAAAAAUCAGUGGUACCGACUUAACUCCAAGACCGGCAAGAAGGAGAAAGAGAGAGGCGACAUUCAAGUCAGCGUCCAGUUCACACGCAACAACCUGACGGCUAGCAUGUACGACCUGGUCAUGAAGGACAAAGGGGCUUCCACGUUCAGCAAGCUGAAGGAGCGCAUGAGGGGCAAGAGGCGAUCCAGUGAAGAUGAGGCAACCUCAGGUGGCACCGGCCCGCUGAGCCGCGUGCGCCAACGUCUGCCCAGCGACGGGGGCGGCGAGGAGGACUACGAGGACGACGAGGGCGGCGAAGUGAGGCGCAGUAAGAUGAGGACUUUCUUCCUGCGAGGCAAGCUGAGGAAGUCGUCGGACACGCGCUCCAGCACGUCGCUGGGGUCCGAGAGCAGCGAGUCGUCGUCGCGUGGUGGGAGUCUCAGCCCCACAGCUGGCAUCAGUGUGGUGGUCUCCGACCUCUCCAACUCGCCCAGUAACAGCAGCAACCUGACCGCUGACAGCCCAGACCGCACGGCUGACACAUCACCCAGGUUGUCUCCCUUGCGCUGUGACUUUAGCGAUGAGAUUAAUGAGAUCACCAUAGCCGUGCCUCAACUUCCCGCGGGCAUCAAUGGAACGCACAAGUCCCAGGAUCAGGCCUCGGGAGCUCUAGAAACUUCUUUGGGCCUGGGACACCUGCAGAAGACUUUGCCUCUAUCCGUGUCUUUGCAGAAUCUUCACCCGCGGGCCUCUGCAGAACCCCUGCAUGGCACCGUGGGCGAUGGACGACGCUGGUCUUUUGACAAGGCCGGCGAGGAAGAGAGUGCUGCUAUUGCAGCGGCCAUGGAGAAAAGCUGCCCUGUGUUGGGCAGAGAAGAGACGGGCGAGGAGGUCGAACAAGACUCUGGCACAGAGGGCAAACACAAAGGAUGGUUCGGGUCCAAGGAGUCGCACAGUAAAUCCAGCUCGGUGGCACCUCAUGAACUAGAUCCCUCCACUGAGCCACCCCUUGACCCACUGCACCAAUCUAACCCCUUCUGUUCCUCACCAUCCCUGUCACCCAGCAACCCUUUCCUAUCGCACGACACGUUGUACGAUUCCUCGUUGCCCCCCCUGCCCUUUCUUUCCAAUUCCCGGCCUCCUAUUGAGCAACUCUUUCCAAAGACGGGUUAUGCAGACACCCAGACUUGGGAGAGUCAAACUACCGAAGACCACGUCAUUGGCUUGGGCAAGAAGAUACCUUUAAGCCAGAAGUCUUCAAACCCUUUUGCAUCUGCUGAGGAACAGGAACCACAUACGGAAUGGGACGAUUCUUUUGAGGAGUUUGCUGCUUGCAGGCUGCAAGGUCCAAAAGACCUGACAUCUAACAUUUUAACCAACACCCAUCAGCUGGAACUUGGCAGUGAUGAAAGGAAUGAUUCCCUGAAUACCAAAAGUGUCAUGUUGAGCAACUACAUGACGACCUGCAGCCACCUGCACUCUUUGGACCCCAUCCCAGAGGAUGAAAGCUUUGAGUACUGCAACGAAGUGUUUAACACUUUGGAAUCACACCCUCCCACUGGAUGGCAUCAAGCUAACAGCACUACUAACAUGGCUCCCUUCCCAGAUGGUUCUUCGGGUAUCGGGAGUUCAGUUGAAGAUGAUUUCCUCUCCUGUUUCUCUUCAAAUUCUGCAUCGGACAAGUUCUCAGCGUGCUCCUUGGAUGAAACUGAGCCGCAGAAUUUCGAGAGCGUUGCUCCAACCUUGGAGAUCUUGUCCAAAACAGUUAUCACUCCAAAGGGUUCUACUUCUACAGAUGAGCUUUUGACUGAUGCAGCUCAACAAACUGCAAGUCAGAGUGACGAUUCUGAAUGGUGGGAUUCAGACGGGUCCUUAGUCUUCACACCACCGCCGACUAUGUCUAGUGCAAUGAUUGCAGGUUUAGAAGCUGCAGACAUGCAGACACCAGAGAACCUGGACCUAGAGCCAAAAUGUGAGAUGCAAUCUGAUGACGAGAACAAUGAAGAAGUAUCUCAAGGCGAAUUAAGUGGACAACCAUCUCAGGACAUUCCGAGCUCUCCCCCAGGCACUGGCCUAUCCUUGUCGUUUGAGGAAGGUUGCUGGGAAUCUCCUGUACCUUCCAGGCAUCUUGGAGAUAGUGACAAAACCACUAACAGCUUUCUCCAAAGCCUCAACAUGAACACUGACUCACACGAUGACCAAAAUUGCUGCUCUCUGCCGCCCUCAGAAUGUUCUGGGAUUUCCAACCCUACUGAGAAGUCACACUCUGAGAACUUGACUUUCUGUGGGGAGCUAGGACAAAUUGGGGGACCCGCCAUUGCUUCAGUGAGUCCAGAUGGCUCAAAUAACCAAGCUGACCUGUUGGCUCCGAUUCCGGAAAUCAGAUCAGAAACUGGUGAACAAGAUUUCUCAGCAGUGGACAAGAGUUUUCAAGUUCUCCCUGCAACAGACGUCUUUUCAAAUCCCAUGGAGGGAAAUGAAUUCACAGCUCUUGAUGUAGGUUUUGCAAGAAACCCUCCACAACUCUCAAAAAUAUCACAGAGCACCAGGAGCUUUUUCCAAAGCCUCAAUAGCAACUUGCAGUGCCACCAAAACCAGUACGGCAUAUAUGACCCAUCAGAGACACUUGACUCUGAGAAAUCUACCUUCUCUGGGGAAUCAGGAGAGAUUUCGGAAUUCAUCGAUGUUUCAUUUUGUGGAAAAGGCUUAACCGAAGAUCCAAACAAUCAACAUGACUUGUUGUCUUUGGUGAUGACAGACAGCCCAGAUACUUUUGAGACUUGUUUCACAGCAGGGGACGACAAUAGUUCCCAAUUUCUCCCUGUGACUCAUACAGACUCUUAUCAGAAGCUCAUUGAGGGCGAUCAGGUCACUGAUCUAAGUGCCGUGUCUUUGAAAAGGCCUUUACCACCACUACCCCAAAUGUCCCAGAUCACCAGGGGCUCUCCCAAAAUCCCAGAGAGAAACUUGCAGGACCACCAAAACCAUAUCAGUGUACCCGACGCCACUGAGAGCGUUGAUUCAGAGAAAUCUACCUUCUGUGGUGAGCUAGAAGAGAUUCCAGAACCCAUCAGAAUUUUAGUGAGCCCCAGGGGUUCUACCAGUGGCCCAAAUGACCAGGCUGACUCAUUGUUUCUGAUGUCAGAGAACACACCAGAUACCUGUGAAUCAGGUUUCGUAAAAUCUUGUGACUUGGGCUUCACAGCAAUAAAUGAUGGGAGUUCUGAAGUCCUCCCUGGCACUCCUUCAGAUUCGUAUCCGAAUACCAUUGAUGGCGAACAGUUCACCGUUCUCGAUGAUGUGUUUGUGAACAAACCUUCACCAGAAGUCUCUCAAACAUCCCAGAGCACUAGGAGCUUUCUCCAAAGCCUCGACGGAAAGUUGCAGCACCAUUAUGGCAUAGCCACACACCCCGAGAUGGUAAUCGCGAAGAACUCUACUUUCUGUGGUGAGCUAGGAGAGAUUCAGAGUGCCACCACUGCUUCACUGAUUCCAGAGAGUUUUCCCAGUGAUUCAAAAAAUCUAAAUGACUGGUUGUCUGUGGUUACAGAAGACAGACAAGAUCCUUAUGAGUCAAGUUUUAACGAAGGGAAUGAUGGAAGUUCCCAGGUUCUCCCUGCAACAUCAACAGACUCGUAUGCAAAGCCUUUCGGGGAUGAUUUUGUCACUGCUUUUGAUGACACGUUUGUGAAAAACCCACCACCACGACUUCCCAAAAUAUUCCAGAGAACAAUGAGCGUUCCUUCAUUCCACUUAUCUCCAAACCAUUACGGUGACUCAAAGCCCACCGAGAGGCGAGGGUCAGAGAACUCUACCUUUGCUGGGAAGGCUGGAGAGGUUCCGGAAGACACCGGCGCUUCACUGGGUUUGACCACCGGACCGAACAUUAACACGCACAUCACCGACUGGUUGACUCAAGUGAUGACAGACCGAGCAGAUGCAGGUCUCACUCGAGGUGACCUCAGGGGUUCGCAAGUUCUCGCUGCAACUCCAACAAUAUUGAAGCCUGAUGAGGUUUUUGGUAACCAGAUGGUGGAAAACCCGCCACCGCACCACCCCACAGUACAUCGCGCAAGCACCCUCCCGUUCAAUUGGGACAAGACCCUUCCACUGUCCUUCUGGAACGAGUCCUGCUCCCCCGAGGCGUUAUCCACAUCCCCUUCCUCCCCCUGCCCUUCAACGGCCUCCGCUCCUACACUAACCCGUCAAACUAGUUGCUUCCCCUCUUUCCUUUCCUCCCCUUCUGAUGCCUCGCUGCUGCCCGCCACACUGAACCCUCAGGAGGCACUGGAAUGCCAGCAGGAGCACGCAACUCGUCAGGAGCUCAGUCCCCACCCGGUGCGGCCCCUGAGCAGUGGCCCGCUGCUCGAAGGCCGCUCGGUCCUGGAGAAGAUCAAGUCCAGCAUCCACCCUGGCAGGAGGAGCCAGACCGGCGAGAAGAUCCUGACGGAGGGCGCCGGCUCGUACUAUCACCUGACCCACAGCGAACUGAUUGGUCUCCUGGUGCAGCGCGAGGCGGAGCUGGAUCAGCAGAAGGCGGAGUUUCAGCAGCAGCGCAUCCUGCUGGCCAAACGGGAGGUGGAAUUGCGUAAGCUGAAGCCGCAGGUCCGGGACCUGGAGGACUACAUUGACACGCUCCUGGUGCGCAUCAUGGAGCAGAAGCCCACCCUCCUGCAGGUGCGAUCCAGGCUCAAAUGACGGCACGCUCCCCACGGGCAACCUCGGAUACCCCAACAGCUUUUUAGUCUUUUCACCGCUACGCUGUCCCUAUUUUGAUACAAGCGUUUUUGCAGAGGUUCUCAAACUUUCUAGAUCCGGGCCCCCCCCCUCAUAGUCCCAACAGCAAUUGAACAUGUGUAACCCAAAAUGCCAAAGGAACUAGGCGUGCGAGAAAAAACAAUUUGAAUUGAAAAAUUGGUCUUGGUUGAACCGAAUGAAAUCGUUACACUUUAAAAUGUAGCGUACAUCAACUUGUCUGAUUAGACCUCAUUUGCUCUGUCAUGGAGGCUUCCGAUACCAGAAACCGAUACUUAAGUUAAAGAAAAUCUUAAACUCUCCUCGGCAAUAAUUUGCGCUAUGCUACACUUUGGCGAAUUAUCAGCUGCCCAAAACCUGCCGUUUGAGAACCGCUGCAUUUGAGACGUGUAACGAAUAUGCUAGCUACGUAGUCCUCAGGUUGUUUUCAGCUCCUCACCCACCAGGUUGGAUUGGUUUUAGGAUGGUGGGCAUGUGCGCACCAUGUUGCUGGAUGCUGAAUCGGUGUGGGGAGAAAACAAGAAAAAGUCCUUUAUGCCUCACCUUGCCUGUUAUGAACACAAAUGAGAGCAAAUGCAGAAUGUUCACCCUAUUUUGUCACUUUCAUCUUGAACUGCAGUACGUUUUUACAGCCAUGUGUGGUAGACAACACAGCUGGAGGCAAUAAAAAUUGACAGCUUCACUUAAUUUUUGUGCGGAAAAAAAUUGGAUCAUCAUCACAAUGCGACGAAAUUAUUUGUUUCGUAAUUGUUAGUUGCAGCUCUAGUUACAGCCUCAUUCCAAAAUAGUGUAUUUCUUUUUCUUACCAAUUCUAAAAGUCGCUUAAAGUGAAGGCCCGUGAAUACUUUCCAGAUGCAUUAAGUUUGUUCGGGAAAUGUUCACAGCGCUUCACUUUUUCAAGAAUUUUACUAAGCUUGUGCUUAUUGUGCAAGAUUGUUUGCCAAACAGACAAUGUUGAUUAAGUUUGCAGCAAAAUCAGUGCAAUAAAAGAUAUGCGUUUGCCUAUAUUUUUGCUCAUGGAUUUGUGGCUGUGUAUGGACCAGCGCUGUAUAUCAUGUCUUCCAUUUUGAAAGCUUUUUAUUGAGGCGAAUGUUUUUUGUGGUGGGGGUCGCCUGCCUCCCCAGGCCCACGUGUCGCAAAAGAGCGUUUACAAGCUGUGAUGAUGCAAUUCUGUUUCACACAAUUUUGUAUAUUUAAUAAAGAAUAUAUAGUAUUUCUUCCUCACU
Messenger RNA from Syngnathus acus (greater pipefish), 6539 nucleotides. RefSeq names its product RAB11 family interacting protein 5a (class I) (gene rab11fip5a). Gene Ontology annotation, biological process: regulated exocytosis. Gene Ontology annotation, cellular component: recycling endosome; secretory granule; early endosome. The record is from RefSeq and is a predicted model, not a curated record. The coding region runs from base 253 to 5256 and encodes 1667 amino acids. Gene Ontology annotation, molecular function: small GTPase binding. The transcript is spliced from 6 exons. NCBI's taxonomy places the organism in Eukaryota, Metazoa, Chordata, Actinopteri, Syngnathiformes, Syngnathidae.